This is a messenger RNA of Sarcophilus harrisii (Tasmanian devil), 354 nucleotides long. Its product is annotated as PI-actitoxin-Axm2b-like. The transcript has 3 exons. Lineage: Eukaryota; Metazoa; Chordata; Mammalia; Dasyuromorphia; Dasyuridae. The coding region runs from base 39 to 305 and encodes 88 amino acids. The record is from RefSeq and is a predicted model, not a curated record. Gene Ontology annotation, molecular function: serine-type endopeptidase inhibitor activity.
CUCCCUCUCCAGGUUACACUUUUCCAUAGAGUGACACCAUGAGAUCCUGGGCACUUCUCACCCUCCUAAUGCUGCUCUUCACCCUCUGCCCAGAAUUGAAGGCUACAACAGGUCUAUGUAACAUGAAGGAAGACCAAGGCUCCUGUCGGGGCUACUUCCUGCGCUGGUUCUAUAACAAGAUCUCCAAAAAGUGUGAAACCUUCAUCUAUGGUGGCUGUGGGGGCAACAGAAACAACUUCUACUCCAAAAUUCAGUGUGUAGGAAAAUGUAUCUUCUGGGCUCAAAGCUCUCAUCCAUACUCAUGAUCUCACCUUGGGCUCCAUGACCAUCAUUCUUCUCCAAGUGAUGAGAAAG